UCGAGCUUUGCCUAUCGCAACCAAGAGCAAUAAUUUGUUCUCCUUACUCUCUGCGUAAAAAUAUGGCUACAGUGGCAGCCAACUUUCCAAUGCCUGUGACAGCCAAGUGCCAAAAAACGGAAUUGGCAAACAACUACAUUAAGCAAUUCCAGUCUGCCGAAGUCGAUGCUAUACUGAAGCAAGCUGGGGAGACCAAAUUAAUUGUGCCUGGUGGCUGGACUCCAGUGAACCCUGCAGACCCUCACAUUCAAGAGCUCGGAAGAUUUGCAGUGGAUGAGCACAAGAAGCAGACCGGAGACAAGCUGGUGUUUGUGGCAGUGGUUGCCGGCUUAAAGAAACCCGUUGAAUUAGCCACUCUCUACUGGCUCAUAAUUGAAGCUAAGGAUAGCGACGGCAAUCAAAAUAUCUACAAAGCACUGGUUCAAGAAACUGAUUUGGAGAUGAAGAAACUCUUAUACUUCGGGGAAGUGGUGCCGCCCGUGAACUGAGAACAAGGACUGAGGAUUAUGUAUUGUAUUAUCGACUGUGUGCUAAAAUAAGUAUGGAUGUUUCAGAUGUAAUGCUGAGAUGUUGAAAAAGGUGCGUUUCUGCCAGCACAAUGCGUCGAUAUAUUAAAUAAAUAAAGCAUUGU
Messenger RNA from Coffea eugenioides, 631 nucleotides. Its product is annotated as putative cysteine proteinase inhibitor 7. Gene Ontology annotation, molecular function: cysteine-type endopeptidase inhibitor activity. NCBI's taxonomy places the organism in Eukaryota, Viridiplantae, Streptophyta, Magnoliopsida, Gentianales, Rubiaceae. Bases 63 to 488 code for a protein of 141 amino acids. The record is from RefSeq and is a predicted model, not a curated record. The transcript has 3 exons.